CAGAAGUUUCUGAACAAUAUAGAAUUUGUGCGAUAAUCAUUCGUCAUAGUUAUUGUGGAUUACUUUCCAUGGAUGCUCCAUUGCUGCUCUUCCUAUUCUUUGCCGGCACAUUUCUUUGUGACGUUCGGCCGGCCAUGAUCACAGUAAAAAACAAUUGCCCAUACACCAUAUGGCCGGCGACCCUAACCGGCGCCGGCAUCCCACCGUUACCUAAUACCGGUUUUGAAUUAGCAGCGGGCGCAUCGUCGGCACCUAUUCAGAUACCCCCUCAUUGGUCAGGUCGUUUCUGGGCCAGAACUUCAUGCGCCGCCGGUCCCACAGGUUCAUUCGCUUGCCAGACCGCCGACUGUGCCUCCGGCGCAGUCACCUGCAACGGAGCCGGCGCCAUCCCUCCGGCCAGUCUAGUCGAGUUCACAUUCGACGGGUACAACGCGCAAGACUUUUACGACGUAAGUCUCGUGGACGGGUUCAACCUCCCGGUAACCGUGGAGCCGGUGGGUAUCGCCGCCUCGGCUACCUGCAUGCCGGUUGUCUGCCAAGGAAACGUGAACGCGGGUUGCCAGCCGGCGUUGGCAUUGAAGGAUGCCUCCGGCGUGACGGUGGGCUGCAAGAGCGCGUGCGUGGCAUUCAAUCAGCCGCAGUUCUGUUGCACGGGGGCUUAUGCGACGGCGGCGACUUGCCAGGCGUCGGCGUACGCUGUAUAUUUCAAGCAAUCGUGCCCUCAAGCUUAUAGCUAUGCGUAUGAUGAUAGCAGCAGUACAUUCACUUGCCCUUCAGGGCCUAACAACAACUAUCUUAUCACCUUCUGCCCAGGUCCAAGUAUUGCCACGCCGGCGGCUGCAAAUUCGAGUCCCAUCUCUGCCCGCGACUCUGUUGUAAAAUCCGCCGCGGCCAUAUUGUCUUUUCCAUGUCAUGUGUUCUUCUUCUUAAGUGCUGCUCUGGCUUAUAACUUGUGAUGAAACUAGUACGUAGUAUUUGUUUUUUCUUUUUCUUUUUCUCUUAUGUACUCC
This is a messenger RNA of Cuscuta europaea, 1010 nucleotides long. NCBI's taxonomy places the organism in Eukaryota, Viridiplantae, Streptophyta, Magnoliopsida, Solanales, Convolvulaceae. The record is from the annotation of a GenBank genome assembly.